Messenger RNA from Eucalyptus grandis, 1092 nucleotides. Its product is annotated as increased DNA methylation 3-like. Lineage: Eukaryota; Viridiplantae; Streptophyta; Magnoliopsida; Myrtales; Myrtaceae. The transcript has 3 exons. The record is from RefSeq and is a predicted model, not a curated record. Gene Ontology annotation, cellular component: nucleus. The coding region runs from base 1 to 1092 and encodes 363 amino acids.
AUGGCUCAACCGGUGAAUGCUGCUGCGCCAUCCACUGCUGCUCCUGCAGGUGAAGGCAUGAUGACUGAUGACCAGCGCUUCCUCCUGACCGUCAUUUUUGGAACGUACUUUGGGCCCCAACUCAAAGGUGAAAGCCCACCCUACAAGUCGGCAAUGCAGAGGGUACGUGAGAGAUUGCCACGGUAUACUCAUGAUCAGCUGGCUGGGUCCCAGAUGAUGGUGGUGCAAAUGAUACAUGCGUAUUAUCACAUACUUAGGAAGGCCGAUAAAUCGGUCGUACUGGCCCUAUCAUUUUUGCGCAAGUUCCUCCAUGACACACUUCCAGCCAAAGUGCUUGGUCCUACUAGCAAUUACCCUCGGUUCACCGACCUCUUUCCAAUUGACCUGCAUCCCUGGUCUUUUGUCGAGGAGCGGUUUAUGGCGAUAGACAAUGUUGUCUUCAUCGAUAACCCGAGCACCUCUUUCCUCAGGGAAGAGGUAGUUGCAAGGUUCAAGAGUUUGACUGGGCUGCAGGAGUUCAUUCUUGAUAAAGACGUGGCCAUACUACCUGCUUAUGUCACCGACAAAUCGUUCUAUGAAGUGGUAGCAAGGGACGCGCAAUCAGAGGGACAGUCUCAUUUUUCAUGCCUUCUGGUGGUUCUCACCGAAGAAGAUGCAAGAGCUCAACUUGAUGGUAGGGUGGUGUUUUCUCCACUCAAUACGACGGAGGUGCAAUAUCGUGGUGCUGCAGCCGCCUGUAGUGCCGGAGUCGGAGUGGCUGGGAAUGCAGACGUGAGGCUUACAGGAUCCACCACCUGGCGUGUGAACCUUGCGGAGUCUGAAGACUGUUACCUGUUUCAGGUGUCACUUCCAGGGGUCAGAAGAGAUCAAACAUUUGGUUGGGAAGUUGACAUGAGCGGCGAGGUCUUAAUUGAAGGAGAGACUGCCACGAGUGGGCAGGUGGUUGAGAGCAGAACAGGAAGCCUCUGUCCAUCCGGACACUUCUCUCUCUGUUUUCAGCUGCCCAGUCGAGUCGAUCCCAGACUGUCCAACUGCAACUUUGGCUCAGAUGGGAUCUUCGAAGGAGUUGUGAAGAAGCUGAUCGACAAUUGA